CUGCACAUGUUCAAUAUUCGUACCCUGAGUAUGCUUGAAAGAUUCACAAGAUCAUCAUUCGUCGGCAAGAUUUCAUCGAGAAAAGUUCAUAAAAAGUUAGCAAUAAUGGUUUCAAUUAUUUUAAUUGUGACUGCACUUUGUGCAAUCGGUUCCACUUUCGCUCAAACAGGCCCAAAAGUGACGGAUAUUGUUUUCUUUGACAUUGAAAUUGGUGGAAAACCAGCAGGUCGCAUUGAAAUCGGUCUUUUUGGAGGCACUGUUCCUAAAACCGCCAAGAACUUUGCUGAAUUAGCUCAAAAAGGACCAGGUGAAGGCUACAAAGGAAGCAAAUUCCACAGAGUCAUUAAAGAUUUCAUGAUUCAGGGCGGUGAUUUCACAAGAGGUGAUGGAACUGGUGGACGUUCAAUCUAUGGUGAAAGAUUUGCUGACGAAAACUUCAAGCUUCAACAUUAUGGAUCAGGUUGGUUGUCAAUGGCCAACGCUGGAAAAGACACAAAUGGAUCACAAUUCUUCAUCACCACAAAGAAGACAUCCUGGUUGGAUAAUCGUCAUGUCGUUUUCGGAAAGAUCAUUAAAGGAAUGAGUGUUGUUCGUGCCAUCGAAAGUUCAAAAACUGACGGACGUGAUAAGCCAGUUGAAGACGUAGUGAUUGCUGAUUGUGGAGUUUUACCAGUUGAUACACCAUUCAACACAGAAAAGGCUGAUGCCGAAGAAUAA
Chironomus riparius is the source of this 717-nucleotide messenger RNA. NCBI's taxonomy places the organism in Eukaryota, Metazoa, Arthropoda, Insecta, Diptera, Chironomidae. The record is from the annotation of a GenBank genome assembly.